CAAAUUUAUGUGGAGCAGAGUAUGUAGAGGGUUGUGCGAGGGUUUGUUCUAAUAUGUUGGAUCGUUUGGGGGAGUUUUUGGUUGCCAUCUAGGGAUAGGACCGCUCCGCUCUUCACUUGACGGUUUGGUGAGUAGUAUUCUAGACGUCCAGACAUGAAGUUGGUUUCUCGUUCUAAAACAGUCUGCAGUGCGACAUUAUCCACGGCCGUUUUUUCUUCACGUUACGCCUAACCCAACCGUUCAGAUUACUUCAGCACGACACCAUCAUUGGGUUUUUUUUUGGUGAUGUUUCGAAAACACUUUGUUUAGUCGAGUCGGCUCACCUUUUUGUUGCAUCGCAAUCCACAAAACUCGACUCUCAUUUCCAUUAGGAUCGCGAGAGAGAAGAGGGGGUAAAAUCGAUCGUCGAUCGCAACGUCCAUAGCGGUACUCGUAGAUAUCAGGUGUUGUUCUGGAGGAGUGGUUGUUUGCUCGAGUUGUCCUGUAUGUAAAUUUGUCCCUGGUCACUCGAAGAAGAAGAUCAGGACAGCAACGCGUUUGGUUAUUCAUAGAUUUGCUUCUUGAAGGACAAACCUGAUGGGUUUACCCCGUCUGGCAGUGUCGUCCUCAUCAGCAGCAGCAGCAGCAGCAGCACAAUGGCCUCUGAAAUGGAUGAGCACAAGGCCUCAUUAAGGGAGAAUGUCCUUUUCUAUGUGACGGCCUUCUUCUGCUUGGUGGCCGUCUUCAGCCUUUUCAUUUUCCUAUUCCUGGUGCCGUUCUUCAUCGAGCCGGCCCUGGCCACCAUUUACAUGGAGUUUGAUCCGGAGCCAGUCAUCUGUGAAACGACCGAGGCCAGCUUCCAUCGCGGCCUGUCCAACUGCCAGUGGAGCUCGUGCCGGGAAGGCUGCACCAAGGAAGUCUACGAGUGCUGGCACAUUCGGGUGCGAUAUCGCAGUCCGGUGCCAGUCGGCGACGCCGAUGCCCGCUCCGUUCGUGAUCGCAUCGUCCAGCACAAGUCAUCCAUGGCCUAUUCGCCGCUCAGUGAGCAGAGAAGCGUCAAGAGCAGCGUCUACACCAAAGGCCAGCAGCAGCAGCAGCAGCAGAGCUUUCCCAUGUCGCCCAGCAACGGGUUAUUCGGGAUGGGCGCCUCUUCAUCCGCCAGCAGUUACGACGAUCGGAUUCAAUCCGUCCUGCCGGAAGAAGACGAGAAAGAGGGGGCGUACGCCUUGGCGGAUGAAGGUGGCGAAGGGCUGCACGUCCACGAGGCCCGGCUGCAGCCCAACGUCAAAGGCUGCGGCUAUCCGCCCGACGUGGAAUGCAACAACACGUUCGCUUCGGCCUACGGCAUCCUGGGCGCCAAUUUCUCCUGCUACUACUCACUGAUUGAUCCCACCCUGGCCAUCACCCAGCUCAAUAUCGCUAAAGUCCGGGCCGAACUCAUUUACUGCCUUACGAUCCCCAUCAUCCUGUUCGUCAUCUCCGUCGUCUAUCUCUUCUAUGCCUAUUUCAAACUCUACGCCGAGCCGUCGUCCGACGGGCCGGCCGCCACUCCCAAAGGCCCGUCCAUGGACUUUGACGGAGAAGGUAGCCAAGUGGAAGGUGUGGUGGUCAGCCAGCCCAUCAGCUCUCCGAUCAACACCGGGGGAAAGUACGGACUCCUCUACCAGUUCCCGUCACCCGAUAGCACGCGGAUCAUCCGGCGGGCUAAAAGUGGCGGAGCCAUUACUACUCUAUCGGCUGCUCCGGCUGCUGGCAUAGCGAGAGGCAAAGCCUCCAGCAAGGAGACGGCCAUCCUUUUGGCUGGAACCAAAAAUUCAACAGCAGCAGCAGCAGCAGCAGGCAACUCGCAACCGCCCAUCAGUAGAGGAAUGAGAAUAUCCAAAUCAAUGGGCGACUCGAGGAGAAUAGCUUCGUCUUCGUUGUUGAGCCCCAAUGACGCCACUUGUCCGAAAACGUGCACUGUCUUCACAGCAGAGCGUACCAAGGAAUGGCACACAUCAUCAGUUGGAAUCCGCGCCAACAUUUCGCAUCAACAAGUUCACAGCAGCGCCUCACCUUCCGAGGAAGAAGUCACUCUUCCCGUGUAAAAAUUUUUAAUAUGCUUUUAACAAAAGUGAAAAUCUUGAUCCUGAAAAGCUGUUCAUCACUAUAAUAUUCGGUUUGUCUCUCUAUUACAUGCUGCGAGUCCUACUGUGCUAUUUCCACUAUAACCGAAUCCAAAGUUUCCGCAAUUUCCGUUGGAUUUCUGGCCUCUGCAUAUAACUAUGAUCGUUUAAGGCAUUAAUUCCUUCAUUUUUACAUCACCCCGUGCGAAGAUUUCCCUUUCCAAUUCCUCGUUAUGACAUGAGACUUCUGUUCAUUCCAUUUAGAUUUGCCGUUCUUCUGAUCCUUUUUGCAUCCAUUCUAGUAUUUAACCACCCGUUUUCGUCUCUCGAGCCUCCCCUUAUUAUUAUGUAAGGACUUGAAUUUUCCAAACAUUUUCAAAUAAUGUUUUCCUGCUGCAACGCAUCUGAAACGGGUUUUUACUAAAAGUGGGCUGCCGUGUCGUACUCAGUAUAUUUGCUUACGUACUCUAAGCUACACAAGCAAUUCACAAAUCGUUUUCUAUAUACUUCAUUCCGUAUGCUGCGUUUCAAAGCUUUACGCAAUCUUAUUCCCGCAAAUUAUUUUGGGAAAUGUAAUUAUAUAACAGUGUUGUGUUAUGAAUUGAGUUGGAUUUUUUUUUUACAGCGCUUGUUCUGGGCUAUGAAAUAGGCUAACAUUUGCCGAUUAUAAUUCAAUAACCGCGAUUAAAAGGCUAUAAAUUAAAAAAAAA
This is a messenger RNA of Daphnia pulex (common water flea), 2794 nucleotides long. Its product is annotated as protein tipE-like. The transcript has 3 exons. Lineage: Eukaryota; Metazoa; Arthropoda; Branchiopoda; Diplostraca; Daphniidae. Gene Ontology annotation, biological process: regulation of sodium ion transport. Gene Ontology annotation, molecular function: sodium channel regulator activity. The record is from RefSeq and is a predicted model, not a curated record. Bases 636 to 2066 code for a protein of 476 amino acids.